CUUCUGGAUUUUUCCCGCCAUGGAAGCAAUGGAAAUCGACGCAGAGAAGCAUCUCCAGAGAAAGCAGUCUCUCUAUGAAUCCCUGGAUGAGAAGUUUCGGAUCGAGAAAGAGACGUAUAGGGGUCAGCAGUACAGCCAGAUUUACUUUGCUCGACUCCACAUGAUGAGAACUCUCAUCUACUCCCUCAUUCCUAAUUGGAAACCCCAUUUUCCUGUUUGUACAGUUUUGGGGCUGGAAGAAGGCAAGGAAUGUAUCAUUGUUGGAACUCUGUACAAGCACAUGAGACUUAAACCAUGCAUUCUUGAUGAGUACUCCAAGGAGAGAUCUGUGGCCCCGCUUGUCAAGCCUCAUAACUUUAUGCACUCAGAUGAUAGUUUGGUGCUGGAGGAUGAGAGUGGAAGAGUUAAACUUGGUGGAACAAUGCUUUUACCUUCUGUAUAUGUUACAGGGACUGUUGUUGGUCUGCAUGGAAAAGAAACCAGUGCUGGUGAAUUUUUGGUACAAGAUAUUCUGGACUCUGACCUACCACUGCAGAUAGAGCUGCCACUAAAAUCAAGGGAGGACAAGUAUGUUGUUUUUGUAUCUGGGCUAAGUGUUGGAAGCAGCACUUCUAAUCCUCUCCAAUUUCAGCUUCUUGUUGAUCAUAUAACAGGACAUCUAGGAGAUGAGAAGGAACAAGGUAUUGCAGCACAGAUAGUUCAUGUUGUAAUUGCUGGGAAUUCUGUUGCAGUUCCACGUGGACUUCUGAAUGGACAGAAUUUAGCUUUGAAGGAUCAGUCAAGGUUGUCCGAACCAAUUAAAGAGCUGGAUAUCUUGUUGACUCAGAUUGCUGCAGGUUUGCCUUUGGAUAUCAUGCCAGGGCCUGAUGACCCAGCAAACUUCUCAUUACCUCAACAGCCCUUGCAUAGAUGCCUUUUCCCUGGAUCAUCAGCUUAUAACUCAUUUAGAUCUUGUACUAAUCCUCAUUCCUUUGAGCUUGAAAAUAUCAGAUUUCUUGGAACAUCAGGUCAGAAUGUGGAUGAUCUUGAGAAGUAUUCAGAGGCAAAAGAUAAGCUUGAAUUCAUGGAAAGGACGUUACGGUGGAGGCAUCUAGCACCAACAGCACCUAAUACUCUUGGGUGCUAUCCAUUCACUGAUAGAGAUCCUUUCUUGAUCGAGAGCUGUCCUCAUGUUUACUUUGUUGGUAAUCAGGAUAAAUAUGAAACUCGCUUAAUAAAGGGAUCAGAGGGACAGGUUGUAAGACUCAUUUGCAUUCCUAAAUUUUGUGAGACGGGAGUUGCUGUUGUGCUAAACAUGAGAAAUCUGGAAUGCCAUGCUCUAAGUUUUGGGACUGAAUUCAGCUCAUAACUAUGAGCUUGAACAAGCGAGCCGUGCUGAAGCUUGAGAAUGUGUAGAAGCUUUCAGGCAUGGGUUUCCACGAUGGUGCAGUGCUUGUUUUCCUGGGCAACCGUCCACGGCUAGACUGCCUUAAAGAGAAAGCCAACCAGUUGAAUUCGCAAUGCCCUACUCUUGGCGGUUCUGCGUCUCUCCUUUUUCCUAGUUAUUUUUCUUGCUUUUCACUAAGGAUCUUCGACUAGAGCAUUUCUUAUUUAAUUAGGAGCCUUUGUGUAUUUCUCUAUGGACCACUGUUGAAACAUGAAUUCAGACGUCAUGCAGCCUGGAAGAGCAUCAGAAAAUGGGAUUUUCUUAUUUCCUGUCUUUCAUUUCCUCAGCCAUUAACCUUCUGUAUUCUCUCGAAAUUUCAGCUGAAUCCAUAUAAAAUGUAGACGAUUUUGUAUUAUUAGAUUUGGGUUAGAGAUGGUAAUGAUAAGGCUUUUUUUUUAA
This is a messenger RNA of Vitis riparia (riverbank grape), 1825 nucleotides long. RefSeq names its product DNA polymerase delta small subunit. Gene Ontology annotation, molecular function: DNA binding. Lineage: Eukaryota; Viridiplantae; Streptophyta; Magnoliopsida; Vitales; Vitaceae. Gene Ontology annotation, biological process: DNA replication; DNA strand elongation involved in DNA replication. The transcript is spliced from 15 exons. The coding region runs from base 20 to 1348 and encodes 442 amino acids. The record is from RefSeq and is a predicted model, not a curated record. Gene Ontology annotation, cellular component: delta DNA polymerase complex.